GCGAAGACGCGCGCGUGACGAUGAGCCCCGUGUGAUCGCGACAAGGUCCGGUUCCGGUCACGUUUCGCAAAACAUUUCCGGUCCGAUAAUACGGCGGUAUUGAGGAAAGACGACGAAACGACGACGAUAAAACAAAAAACAAAUAAACAAAUAAACAAAUAAACAAAAAAAAAAAAAAGAAACAACAAGAACGAGAAACAGCAUCAACGACGCUGAACACGCAUAAUAAUAACAAUAAUAUUAAAAACACUCGCUGAGGCGGGGGCCCGAUCUGGAUUCAAAAAAGCUCUCCCACCUACCCCUACUCGCGGUCGAGGGAUGCUCGCCUGCUGCUUAUUAAUUGCCGCAGGGGCGGCGGCGGCGGCGACUUUGGUCGGUGGCUUUGACGCUCAUCUUCGAGGACCGAGUUUCCUCAUCGAGCCCCAGUCAAGAAUUGAAUUCUCAAACUCAAGUGGUGCCUGGCUCGACUGCGCAGCGUCCGGAAGUCCGCUACCAAACAUCGAUUGGGUUACAGCCGACGGACUUCCCGCCAGUGACGUUCCCGGUGUCCGGAGGGUACUCAGGAAUGGCACCCUCGUUCUACUUCCGUUUCCGGCCGCGGCCUACAGGCAGGAUGUACACAGCACCGCCUAUAGGUGUGUCGCCAGCAACACCGUUGGCAGAGUCUUGACCCGAGACGUUCAAGUCAGAGCCGUCGUCGCCCAGGCCUACAAGGUAGACGUCGAAGUAAUGGGCGGUGCUUCCAGAGGAUGUACAGCUGUUCUACGCUGCGUUAUCCCGAGCUUUGUUAAGGACUUGGUUCGCGUUGUCUCCUGGCUCCAGGAACCCUCCUUCUAUAUCUACCCUUCGCUCCAAGGAGAUGGGAAAUUCCACUUACUACCGACCGGUGAACUCUUGGUUCACGGCCUCGAAUUCAGCGAUCAAUUUCUUCGCUACAGAUGCCGGACGAUGCAUCGACUCACUCGACAAGUCGUCGUCAGCUCCGUGGCCAACGUACGAAUGGCGGAUCACAGAGGUGUGGUGCCUCCGGUGAUUUUGGAACAUUCGGGGAUCGUCCACGUGGCGCAGGACGAGUCUGCCUCUUUAGUUUGCGUGGCGCAGGCCUGCCCAUCCCCUGAAUACAGAUGGUUUUCCCAAACCGGAGGAGAGCCGAUGCUCGUGCUUCCCGGUCCUCGGACUCGGAUUUUGGGUCCGGUUUUGGCGAUCGAAGCUGUAACUGCAGAAGACAGCGGAGUGUACAGAUGUUCGGCAGCGAAUCCCGGAGGCGAGGCGAGCGCGGAACUUAGACUGACUGUGACGGCUCCGCUACACGUCGAAGUCACUCCUCCGCUGCUGAGCGUUCACCUAGGUGGAAACGCCGAGUUUCGGUGCGUCGUUGGCACUCAUUCUCUGGGUGGUCAGCACUUUGUUACGUGGUACAAAGACGGCAGACAACUUCCAGGCACUGGCAGACUGUCCGAAGUGCUUCAGCUCAACGGUAUCGGUCGGGAAGACAGAGGGAUGUACCAAUGUGUCGUCAGGAGGUCGGAAGGCGACACCGCUCAGGCCACUGCGGAGCUUCAAUUGGGCGACGCUCCGCCGGUUCUGCUGUACUCAUUUAUAGAGCAGACGCUGCAGCCUGGACCAGCUGUAUCACUGAAAUGUUCGGCAGCAGGAAAUCCGACACCUCAAGUAGCCUGGGCUUUGGAUGGAUUUCCACUACCAACAAACGGAAGGUCCGUAAUUGGGCAGUACGUCACGGUCCACGGAGACGUGAUAUCCCAUGUAAACAUAAGUCACGUGAUGGUUGAAGACGGUGGUGAAUAUUCGUGCACAGCCGAGAACCGGGCGGGUAAAACGACGCACGCAGCUCGACUCAAUGUUUACGGCCUCCCCUACAUUCGCAUGAUCCCGAAGGUAACCGCGGUCGCUGGUGAAAGUUUUCGGCUCAAGUGUCCCGUCGCUGGAUAUCCGAUCGAGGAAAUCAAGUGGGAACGUGGAGGAAGAGAGCUUCCCGAUGAUCUAAGACAGAAGGUACUUCUCGAUGGGACCCUCAUCGUUUCCACCGUCCAGAAGCAGGGCGACUCUGGUGUCUACACUUGCUCGGCCAGGAACAAACAGGGACACAGUGCACGGAGGUCCGGAGAAGUCGCAGUCAUCGUUCCCCCAAAAAUUAGCCCAUUCACCGCUGAUCGUGACCUCCAUCUGGGUGAACGGAUGACCCUGACUUGCUCUGUGACAAGGGGCGAUCUGCCGCUAUCAAUCUCCUGGCUCAAAGACGGGCGCUCGAUGGGUCCCUCUGAACGAGUCACCGUGACCAAUGUGAACCAGUUCAAUAGCGUACUGACGAUUGAAAGUUUAUCUCCAGAUCAUAAUGGCAACUACUCCUGCGUGGUCAGGAAUUUGGCCGCCGAAGUGUCGCGCACUCAGCGACUUGUGGUUCAUGUACCCCCUAUAAUUGAGCCAUUUACCUUCCAAGAGGGACUCUCUGAGGGGAUGCGCACGCGGACGGUGUGCGGGGUCGCGGCGGGAGAUCCUCCCCUGACCAUAUCCUGGCUGAAGGACGGGCAAAAUCCCUUCCAGCUUCCCCCAAAGCUCGCAUCCGCCGCCAAUGUUUCCCAGCUCGAUCCCUAUUCCAGUCUCUUAAGUAUCUCGAGUCUUUCGGCCGAGCAUUCCGGCGACUAUACCUGCGUCGCCGCGAACCCCGCCGCCGAGGUCAGGUACACGGCCAAGCUACAGGUAAAAGUUCCUCCUCGAUGGAUAGUCGAGCCGACCGACAUCAGCGUCGAGCGAAACAAGCACGUCGCCCUUCACUGUCAGGCCCAAGGCGUCCCGACGCCCACCAUCGUCUGGAAGAAGGCCACGGGAAGUAAAUCCGGGGAGUACGAAGAGCUGCGUGAGAGAAUGUACACAAAACUUUUAACGAACGGUACGUUAUUGCUCCAGCAUGUAAAGGAAGACCGAGAGGGUUUUUAUCUCUGUCAAGCAAGCAACGGUAUUGGUAGCGGAAUCGGGAAGGUGGUUCAGCUCAAGGUCAACUCCUCUCCAUAUUUUGCGGCUCCUUCUCGUCUGGUAACGAUAAAGAAGGGCGAUACCGCGACGCUACACUGCGAAGUCCAUGGCGAUAAACCGGUCACUGUCACUUGGUUGAAGGGUGGAAAGGUCGAGCUCAAUCCUUCGACGAAUUAUCGCGUCACUGUAAAGCAAGAGAUAACGCCGGACGGCGUCGUGGCUCAGCUUCAGAUCGCUUCAGCCGAAGCUUCGGACAAUGGAGCUUACUUUUGUCAAGCCAGCAAUCUUUUCGGACGCGAUCAGCAGCUGGUGCAGCUUCUGAUUCAAGAACCUCCUCAAGCACCCAACGCCCUCGAAACUGCAAUGGUCGCCAGCAGGAGCAUUAAUGUCAAAUGGCAGCACAAGGCUCAGGACACUGGUGAAGUCACGAAGUACAUACUUCAGUACAAAGAAGGAGAAGGAGGAGUUUGGCAGCAGCAGGAACUGUCCGGACCUCCGUUGCCCUAUGCAGCCCUUAUUGACGAUCUGAAGCCAGCGACUCGCUACUACAUUCGCGUUAUCGCCGAAGGACCCGCAGGGCGAUCUGCUCCGUCCCCAGAUCUGGUUGUGAGAACGGAACCCCAGAGGCCAGCAGGUCCUCCGAUCAAUCUGGCCGCCAGGUCCGUAUCUGCUACCGAAAUCCUCGUCACCUGGGGACCACCGAUACCGGAACUCAGGCACGGAGAUAUACAGAGCUUCAAUAUUGGCUACAGAGAAACCAGCUCGGGUAACCCGGCCUACAAUUUCACCCCGGUUUCCGGCGAUGGUGAGGAAGGAGGGGGUGAACUUCAUCUCACUGGAUUGAGGGCAUACACACGUUACACAUUGGUAGCCCAGGCCGUCAACCAGGUUGGCUCAGGUCCGCUGUCAGAGCCACUGACCACCCAGACGUUGGAAGACGUGCCCAGCAUGCCACCGGAAGACGUUCGCUGCGCUGCCCUCUCAUCCCAGUCGUUACAAGUCUCAUGGCAGCCGCCCCCCAGUUCUCAUUCCAAUGGAAUCGUUCAGGGGUAUAAAUUGUACUACGAGCCAGUCAUGGAGGAGACUUGGCGAGGAGUUGACGAGAUGGAGGUUCGAAAAACAAGCGCUUUAACAACGGUUCUGACCAAUUUAAGACGCUACGCAAAUUACAGCAUGCACGUACUCGCCUACACGAGGAUAGGCGACGGUGUUGCGUCCCCGAUGACUUAUUGUCACACCGAAGAAGAUGCCCCUGGGAGUCCCGCGGACAUAAAAGUGGUUGUAAGCUCACCGCAAGCUCUUUUCAUAUCGUGGUUACCGCCCUUGGAGCCAAACGGAGUGAUCACUAAGUACAAUUUAUACACCAGGGUGGUGAACGGUCGUGAGGAACUCAACCAUGGUAAGAAACCGCUCUCUGCCGCGGACACUUUUUUCGAGGCAACGGACCUCGAGCAACACGUCGAAUACCAGUUUUGGGUGACGGCGAGCACCAGAGUGGGCGAGGGUCAGAGUUCACGAGUAGCUGCUCAAGUGCCUUCGAACCGAGUGCCUGCCCGCAUCACGUCAUUUGGCGGCCACGUCGUGAAGCCCUGGAGAGGAUCGGCCACUCUGGACUGCAACGCGGUUGGCGACCCUAGACGAGAGUGGCUCAAGGGUGUCGAGCAGAUUUACCCCGGUGCUAAUCACAACAUUCAGAUACUUCAGACCGGCGAAUUGGUCCUGUCAAGCUUACAGACUCAAGAAAGUGGCAACUACACUUGUCAAGUCGAAAACGCCCAGGGUAGCGAUCGUCUACAGUACAUACUCACCGUCCAAGUUCCACCCAGCACGCCGGUACUCUACGUGACGAGCUCAACGUCUAGCAGCAUACUGCUUCACUGGAAACCAGGAAACACAGGCGGAGCUCCAUUGACCGGAUACACCCUUCACUAUCGUAGAACUCACGGGAAUCUCGACGAGCUUCAACUCUCCCGUCGAGCCACCAGCUACGAGCUCAAAGGUCUACUGUGUGGAAACGCGUACCAUCUUUAUCUGACAUCUCACAACAAACUGGGCAGCAGCCCGGCCUCGCCUACGCUUUCGGUUCGUACUCAGGGUCAAGCACCAGGUAUUCCAAGAGCAGACGCUUUUCUGGCACCCAAUUCAACCACCCUGGCUCUCCGUCUUCACGUCUGGCCCGACAACGGCUGUCCGAUUUCUUACUUCGUUAUUCAGUACAGGCCGAUCAGCGAGUUUCAUUGGACGUUGGUCUCGAACAGCGUUAAGAUGAAUCGGAGAUUCGUCAUACCUAAUCUCUCGCCUAGUUCGGUCUACCAGCUAAAGGUCGAGGCCUAUAACGUCGCUGGCAGCAGUCAGGCCGAGUUCACUUUCGUCACUCUCACUAAAGACGGGGAACCACCACCGCCAGAGCUCUCGAAACGAGGCAUCAUCCCGAUCCCCUUUUAUGCCGACCUUAAAGUCAUGCUACCGCUGAUCGUCGCUACUGUUGCUCUUCUUGCAGCCGCUGCAACAAUCGCUUUUUGCUGGAGAAACAGAUACUUGGGGGACGGAGUCCAGAGGCCCAUGAAGGAGACUCAGGAGAAUCAGCAGAACGCGGAGGCGCAACGCGAACGUUACUACGCAACAAUUCACAAAGUCGCCCUACAGCAAGCGGCGAACACGGCAGGAGGACCUGACAAGAUCCCAGAGACAGCGGAGGACAUCUCGCCGUACGCUACGUUCCAGCUGUCGGAAGGUGGCGGGGCAAGCCUGGGAGGCCUGGGCGGUGCCGCCGAAGCAUCAGCGGCCGGACUUCACCCCAACAACACCCUACUUCACAGCUUCAUGUACCACGAACACGCAAUGACAGAGGGAUGCGCCAGUCCACCGCCUGCAACGUAUCAGUACUUGAAGAGUAUGAAGAGUGUAUCGUCGAGGAGACGCCAACAGAGGAAGCAGCAAGCGCCGGGCGACGUGGAGAGCGACGAAAGCGAGUCUGACCCAGACCAGCUGACCAGCUCCAGAACCGAGUCGUCGAAUCAGCUGGAUGCCGGCAAGCUCAAGCACAUUCGGGCUGUUUCAGACUUCAUCUACCACGGAACGUCGAGCACCUCGUCGGAUAUUUCGCCAAUGUCCGAACAGAAGUCGCUUCCUCGAAGAGGAAGAUCUAGGUGGCACGUCCCCAGCAAAAGCACGCUUCGCACCGUGUUACCACCGAUGUCGAUCGCCGAGACGACCUUUACCGGUGGCCAAACACCAAACGAACGUAGUGAACGUCCAGAAUUAAGUGAAGCCGAAUGCGACAUUGAUUCAUUGAAAAAACUCAAGCUCGGUAUCCGAAGCUCGUUGUGGUCCAGACCCGGCGCACAAAACAACCCUUCGUCUGAUUACUCUAUCGCAGUUUAAAGUAUCGACAUAUCAACCAUUCCCGAUAUUUCAAUCUAUAUUACACCUUCGUAAUCGCGUAUUGUCACUGUUUGAAACUCGUUUCGAAGACACCGAAUAACGACGCGUUUCAAAUCCAUACAGAUAUAUACUCUGUGAGGCCCAGUAAAGUAGUCACAAGGAUGCGCGCUAUCAAAGUGAUUCAACAUUCUGUACAUUUUUUCAAUUCAAUCACGAUUUAAAAGAAAUCUUGUCACGUUGAAAAGAAUUUCCAUUUUUUCGUCACGCUUCUUCCCCUCAAAAUCAUUGUUUAGAAAGUAUUGAUUUUGUCAUCUUCUGUUCAGUCGUACCUCGAAUCUUGCGUAUAUUUUCUACACAUAUCGUUUCUAUUUAUCAUAGAAAAUAAUGUACAGGCUGUUCCUGAAAUGACUUGAACAGCAGCGUGACGCGUUUUAAUUAUAUUGAAACAACUAAUCACAAAAACUAAUGUGGACAUUCCAGUUUUAGAAUACAACUAGUCGGUUGAUACGAAUUUACAAUGUGGAAUACAUGAGGCAGACUGCAAUGACACAGGGGAAAAAUGAUAAAAAUUUUAUGAAAAAUAUGUUAUGACGUAUCGUUUAUUGCGCGGUAUCAAUCUGAUUGUGACACUAUUCUCACUCACACUCUUUAUUACACGUGAAACUACUAUGAAAUACAAUUUACGCUGUAUGUAUAUAAAUAGGGAUAAAUUCAUGGCAGCAAAUAGACACGAAGCAUGUGAAAUUCCAAACUUUGGCUGAGCACAUUUUUUUAUACCGAAGGCAAUGGCAGAAUCAAGUUGCUAACUCGCGCCAUUCGAGUAAAUUGCAAAACGGGAAAUGAAGAAAAUGAAAAAAAACAGUAUGUUGAUUUACAUGCACUUUAAUUCGUGAUAGAUAUGUAUUAUAUGAAAUGAUUAACCAAAAUCUCGUGCCAACAUAAAUUGCACAAUUAAAGUCUAAUACUCAAGCUGUUAUCGACCCAGAAAAUUAAUUCCAUCAAUUUAAAUCGAAACAAAUACGAUUCGAAUUUGUAAAUGUACUGUUUUACAACGCUGAUUCUAUUUCGUUAAUUUUUAAUAUUCGUGCAGGUGAUUCAUCUUUGAAUAGAAAUAAUUACUGCAAUAUACAAUUGCAUAAUACUGACAGAUUUAGAGAUGUGUAAAUGGGAGAAAACAAUCCAUGAUAAAUAAAAAAAGAAAAUAAAUAAAUAAAAAAUUGUUUUCUUCUAAUCAUUAUAAAAUCUAUGUACAAGUCUUCUGGAAAAACCUUUGAAAAUGGGAAGAAAAACAGAGAACAAUAUAGCUGAAAAUUAAAAAAAAACGCAUAAGUACGAUGUGCCAAACAAUGACUUGCUCAGAAAGCCACGUCGCUUAUAUAACCCUUUUAUGACAUGGCUGAGACCAAAGACUUAAAAACAGAGCACAGCACCAAAUUAAAAUGAAAAUAUUACUGUACAUGAUUUUUAACGUGAAAUUGACUGAUUUUCGAAACAAUUGGCAAGUCUCACACCGCGAUGCGCAAAAAUAGACGAAAGAGUUAUGGAUAAUUGUUUGACAAAUUGGAUUUUUGCCGCUAUCAUUCCUGAAGUGUGAACAGAGACAGAGCUAUGCGCUCGUAAAAUUAUAUAAAAGAAUAUUCAACGAAAUUCGGUUAAACUAAAUCGAAAAUAUAUCAUCUGGUGAUUGGCUAAUUCUUACGUUGACAGUAUUGAUAAAAAAAAAUUUCAAAAAAAAAAAAAAAAUAAAUUAUGAAGGAAACGAGUGCCGAUAAAACGAUGGCAUUCUAACGGUUAAGAAAAGUAUAGAAGUAAAUAGUGUUUCGAUGAUGCGACGACGGCGAUAAUAAUGACGAUGAUGAUAUAAAUAUACGUAUGAAAGAGUAUUCUGAAUUGGCAUCAGCAAUUUUAAUGUUGGGCUCUGUUGCAUUGUAAAGUUUAUAUACUCGUUGAUUAUUUUAAGUCCAUAACUAAUAAUAAGGCAUUAGUACUGUAAGACUAAGAAUUGAAAAAAACAAAAGAAAACAAAAAAAAAAAAAAACACAAAACAA
Molecule: messenger RNA, 8423 nt
Organism: Neodiprion virginianus
Lineage: Eukaryota; Metazoa; Arthropoda; Insecta; Hymenoptera; Diprionidae
Gene: Dscam2
Product: Down syndrome cell adhesion molecule-like protein Dscam2
Exons: 32
Coding region: 319-6375 (2018 amino acids)
Biological process (GO): axon guidance; dendrite self-avoidance; homophilic cell-cell adhesion
Cellular component (GO): plasma membrane; axon
Molecular function (GO): cell-cell adhesion mediator activity
Source: RefSeq, a predicted model, not a curated record